Apodemus sylvaticus (European woodmouse) is the source of this 1566-nucleotide messenger RNA. RefSeq names its product sorting nexin family member 21 (gene Snx21). The transcript has 3 exons. The record is from RefSeq and is a predicted model, not a curated record. Gene Ontology annotation, biological process: protein transport. Gene Ontology annotation, molecular function: protein binding; phosphatidylinositol phosphate binding. NCBI's taxonomy places the organism in Eukaryota, Metazoa, Chordata, Mammalia, Rodentia, Muridae. Bases 182 to 1279 code for a protein of 365 amino acids. Gene Ontology annotation, cellular component: early endosome membrane.
CGGUGGGCGGAGGCGCGUCCAGGCCUGCGGCGGGAGGAACAGGGUAGAGGCCGGCCCUCCUGCGACUCGUGGGCGUGGCCUCUUUGCCCCGCCCCUAGCACGCCCCUGGGCCCCUGUCCGGGCGGGGGUCCCCACCCUCCUCAACCCUGGACCCAGCGUGGCGCGCUCCCCCCUGGGUGCCAUGGCCUCGCGGCUCCUACACCGGCUGCGACACGCCCUGGCCAGCGAUGGCCCCGGGGAGGCAGCGGCGGCGGCGGGCCCGGAGGCCGAGCAGUUCCCGGAGAGCUCAGAACUGGAGGACGAUGACGCCGAGGGCCUGUCCUCCCGCCUCAGUGGCACCCUCAGCUUCACCAGUGCAGAGGAUGACCCUGACGACGAAGACGAGGACGAUGAGGCGGGCCUCGACUCGCCACCCUCUGGAGACGGGACAUCGGGAGAAGACGCAGAACGAAGUCCCCCACCUGAUGGACAACGGAGCAGUCAAGUCCUGGCUCGCCAGCUGCAGGAUUUCUGGAAAAAGUCUCGGAACACCCUAGUUCCACAGCGGCUGCUCUUUGAGGUGACCAGCGCCAAUGUUGUCAAGGACCCUCCCUCCAAGUACGUGCUCUACACCCUCGCCGUGAUGGGCCCGGGGCCACCAGAUCGCCAGCCAGCCCAGAUCUCUCGCCGAUACUCCGACUUUGAGCGGCUGCACAGAAACCUGCAGCGGCAAUUCCGGGGCCCCAUGUCUGCCAUCUCCUUUCCCCGUAAGCGCCUGCGCCGGAACUUUACUGCAGAGACCAUUGCCCGCCGCAGCAGGGCCUUUGAACAGUUUUUGGGCCACCUGCAGGCAGUGCCCGAGCUACGCCAAGCUCCGGAGCUGCAGGACUUCUUUGUGCUGCCCGAGCUGCGGCGGGCGCAGAGCCUCACCUGCACUGGUCUUUAUCGGGAGGCUCUGGCUCUGUGGGCCAACGCCUGGCAGCUGCAGACCCAGCUGGGCACCCCUUCGGGCCCGGACCGCCCCCUGUUGACUCUGGCUGGGUUGGCCGUGUGCCACCAGGAGCUAGAGGACCCCGGGGAGGCCCGAGCGUGUAGUGAGAAGGCUCUGCAGCUGCUGGGGGACAAGAGACCCCAUCCUUUCCUGGCACCCUUUCUUGAGGCCCACGUCCGCCUCUCCUGGCGCCUGGGCCUGGACAAACGGGAGUCCGAGGCCCAGCUUCAGGCCCUCCAGGAAGCAGGCCUUACCCCUACCCCACCCCCCAGCCUCAAGGAGCUGCUCGUCAAAGAGGUGCUGGACUAGCUUUUUCCUGUCUUAAGGCCAUACCUAAGAGAGGGGCCGCCCCGGGUUAGGGGGCAGGGGCUGAGGACACAACUACCAGGAGCCCCUAAAGUAGUUCCAGAAAAAGUCUGCAGCAGACUGAGAGGAACUUUGUUUUGCCAGACAGGACUCAGAACAGGCUCUAGCUGGGGUUACCCUAGGAUUAUACCAGGAGAAAGUCUUGGUACAGGCUCUUCAGCCUACCACAACUGGAGGCUGUGGCCAAGGUCAGGAUCAAUGUCUCCUUUUCCAUGGGCCUCUAAACAAGU